Castor canadensis (American beaver) is the source of this 612-nucleotide messenger RNA. It is a transcript of the gene Klrg1, whose product is annotated as killer cell lectin like receptor G1. The record is from RefSeq and is a predicted model, not a curated record. Lineage: Eukaryota; Metazoa; Chordata; Mammalia; Rodentia; Castoridae.
ACUGCUGUAAUCUCUACUGAAUGUGAAAGACACCAGAUAGAGAUGACUGACAAUGACAUCUAUUCUGUGCUAGAGUUGUCUACUGGAACCGAAGCCCAGAAUGACUUCAGAGCACAGCAAAAAGCUUCUCCUUCUAGGCCUUCUCUUUCUUGCCUUGUGGCAAUAUCCUUGGGGUUUUUGACAGCAAUUCUUAUGAGUUUGCUGCUAUACCAAUGGAUUCUGUGCCAGGGCUCCAAGGAUUCCACUUAUGCCAGCUGUCCUAGCUGCCCAGACCUCUGGAGGAGAUAUGGUGACCAUUGUUAUUAUUUCUCAGUGGAGAAAAAGGACUGGAAUUCUAGUUUGGAGUUCUGCACAACCAAAGAUUCACAUCUCCUUAUGCUUACAGAUAACCAGGAAAUGGGUCUGCUCAAAGAUUCCCUCAAUCAGGACUUUUACUGGAUUGGUCUGAGGAAUAAUUAUGGCUGGAGGUGGGAAGAUGGGUCAGCACUAAACUUCACAAGGAUUAUUUCUAAUAGCUUGGUACAGACGUGUGGUGUUAUCAACAAAGAUGGUCUCCAAGCUUCUAGCUGCGAAGCUCUUUUACAAUGGAUUUGUAAGAAGACCAGGAUUUGA